UUGAAAAGAAUAUUCUCAUAAUUUAACAAAAAAAAGUUAUUAAAAAUGUUUUUUUUAUUUUUACAGAUGCUUGCACUAUUUUCCAUCUUGCAAGAGGCUACAAUCGCACGGUGUGGACUGCCAGACGAUGAAUGACUGCGCUAUCACAUUGCCCACCGAAGACGACAAAUGGCUAAAUUUCCGGAAUAUAAAUCACAAGGAACGAGUGCCAUUCAUCGUCUACGCAGACCUCGAGUGUGUGUUACGGAAGACACAACAUGAUGCAGAGCAAGCGUCGUACACAUAUCAACAACAUGAAGUGUUCAGCAUCGGAUAUUACGUGCGAUGCUCGUAUAACGAUGCGUUAUCUACGUAUAAGUUUCGUCGCGAUAAAGAUUGUAUUGCAUGGUUUACCAAACAACUGGAAGAAUUGACGCAUAAUGUUAAGAUUCGUUUAUCCACUAAUGUCCCCAUGGAAACGUUAUCGAAAGAACAAUUGGAGGCAUACCGUAGUGCGACGUGAUGUCAUACCUGCGAUAAAUCGUUCACGUCGGACGAUACGCGGGUGCGCGAUCAUUGCCAUUUGACUGGUCGUUACCGUGGUCCCGCACAUUCUCUUUGUAAUCUAAAUUACCAAAAUGCAUCAUACAUACCGAUUAUUUUCUAUAAUUUAUCUGGAUACGAUUCACAUUUUAUUAUUAAGGAAAUAGCCACUGCGUUCAAAGAGAAGACUGACGUACUCCCCAUCACGAAAGAAAAGUACAUUUCUUUCACAAAACAUGUCGUAGAUACUGCUGAUAAAUUAGACCUACGUAAUUAUAUAAAACUACGGUUUAUUGAUUCAUAUAAAUUUUUAAAUACUAGUCUCGAAAAAUUGGCAUCAUUUCUAGG
Monomorium pharaonis (pharaoh ant) is the source of this 870-nucleotide messenger RNA. RefSeq lists its product as uncharacterized. The transcript has a single exon. Bases 128 to 502 code for a protein of 124 amino acids. The record is from RefSeq and is a predicted model, not a curated record. NCBI's taxonomy places the organism in Eukaryota, Metazoa, Arthropoda, Insecta, Hymenoptera, Formicidae.